Messenger RNA from Quercus robur (English oak), 1104 nucleotides. RefSeq lists its product as uncharacterized. The transcript has a single exon. NCBI's taxonomy places the organism in Eukaryota, Viridiplantae, Streptophyta, Magnoliopsida, Fagales, Fagaceae. Gene Ontology annotation, molecular function: nucleic acid binding; RNA-DNA hybrid ribonuclease activity. The record is from RefSeq and is a predicted model, not a curated record. The coding region runs from base 1 to 1104 and encodes 367 amino acids.
AUGACUAAGUCCCAUGCCAUUAAAGCUCUGUUACAACAGCCGAUCCUCUCCGGCAGGAUAUCCCAAUGGUUGCUACAGUUAUCACAAUACGACUUUAGAAUGGGGACUCUUAGGGCAGUGAAAAGUCAAGCUAUAGCAGAUUUAUUGGCGCAGUUUCCAGGAGAUGAAGAAUUCCCACUAGAUGAUGAAGUUCCAGGGGAAGUAGCUAUGGCAAAAGAAGUCAGGGAACAAUGGGUAAUGAAAUUCAAUGAGUCUUCUACUACCCAUUCCGGAGGGGUGGGAGUAGUUCUGUAUCAUGAAAAAGACAAGGCAGUGGCGCUGUCAUUUAAGUUGGAAUUCCCCUGUUCAAACAACAUGGCGGAGUACGAGGCCUAUCUAACUGGGCUUGCCACGGCGCUCGAAAUGGGAGUCAAACAUUUGAAAGUACUGGGAGAUUCGAACUUGGUUGUCUGCCAAGCCAAAGAAAGCUUUUCCUUAAAGGAGCCCAGCCUAGCCCCGUACAGAGCAAUGGCCCAGAGAAUGGAAGAAAAAUUCUCAACCUUUGAAAUAGAACAUGCUCCAAGAAACGAAAAUCGUUUUACGGACGCGUUAGCUGCACUGAGUUCACAAAUAAUCUUCAAAGGGAAUAGCACUAAUAUAAAAGUCAGCAAGAGGGAAGAAUCCAUCAUUGAGGUAUUGAAGGAAAAGUUCCAGGAGGAACAAGGCGAAGGGGAUUGGCGAAUCCCCAUAAAAGAAACCUUGGUGAAAGGAGACGAUGUAGCAGAAUUGAAGAUAUUAAAAGACUAUGCCUUGGUAAAAGAAGAGUUGUACCGUAGGAUGCUAGGUGGAGUCUUAUCCAGAUGUGUGGGGCAGGAAGAAGUCCAGAGAAAAUUGAAAGAAAUACACGACAAGACUUGCGAGUCUUGCGGAGAAGUCAGUCUUUACCGCAGACUUCAGAGAGCAGGCUUCUAUUGGCCAAGCAUGGGUAAAGACGCAGAUCAAGUCCAAACCCAGUGUGGGACCUGCCAGCUUGCGGCAGACAGGGAGAAAAGUUACGUUGUGUUUAUCAACGAGGAUUGGAGAAGCCCUUUCAUGCAGUACCUAACAGAAGGCAUCCUGCCGUAA